GGACCUUGAAGAUCAUUUAGUACCAACCCCUCCAGGAUCAUGUUCCAGUACAGCUGGUUGCUCUAUGCCCCAACAAACCCAGCCUUGAAUACUUGCAAGGAUAGUGUACACAGGCUUCUCUGGGCAACCUGUUCCAUUGCCUCAGUGCCCUCACGGUAAAGGUUUUCUUCCUUGGAUCUGAUCUACAUCCUUGAAAGUGCAUGAACACCCUCAGCAAACUUACCAUAUUCAACAUUGAGUAACUUGAGUUGAUGUUACUGUGACCUAUUUUGACAUUUUCUGCUUGCUGCUAUUUACCCACUUGUCUGACAUCCAUUCAUCCUUAACUUUUGUAUAUAACAGAUAGAAAAACAAUCUUUAGACCUUAAAAUAGCAGCCAUCCAAUGUAUGUCUAUAAAGUUUAUGCAGUGCUCCUGAAAUUGCCAGCUUUUUUUCCCCACAAAAAUUGUUUUGUUGCAUCUAUGAUCACACCUUUGGAGGAUCUGUCCAUAGAAAAUUCUUCAUUGAAUCUGUCAGGGCAAAGAUCUUGCAGUGUUAGCAAACAAAAUGAAAUGAGUCAUUCCUUAACCCGGGAAUAACCAGCUGGAGUCUAACAUAUCUAAGUGUGUGCCAUGAUCCCCCAGCUUGGAGCAGUCACAUGAGUUUUCCUCAUCAUGGAUAUUCCUGUGUUUGCAGGCAUGAAUGGGUCAGCCAUUGAAAACUUCUCCUGUGUGAUUUAUAACAUUUUCCUCAUGAACUGCACUUGGCAGGCAGGAAGGGAAGCUCCAGCAGACACACAGUAUUUUCUCUACUGGCAGAAGUCAAGAGAUGAAGAGGAGAUGGAGUGUGAGCUUUACAUUAAAGAAGAAAAUUACAGAAAUGUGGGAUGUAUCUUCCAAAACGUAAGCAUAGGGAGUGAAAAAGCUUAUUUCCUGGUGAAUGGGUCUAGCAAAGACUCCCUGAUUCAGUUCUAUGACGAGUACAUUGACCUGUAUAAAAUUGAAAAGCUCAUGCCUCCAUCAAAUAUCACAGUCAGCUGUGAUGAAAUUAAAAAUGAUUGCAUAAUUCAAUGGCAACGACCCCAAAUAAGUCAUUCUGACAAAGACUUGUGUUUUAAAUAUGAAAUUAGCAUAAAGUAUGAGGAUAAUCCUGAAGGAAAACCCAUAUAUACUUCCAUACAAGAAGGGGGAAAUAACAACAUAUUUCUAAGAUCCAAUAAAAGAAAGAAGUAUGUCUUGAAAAUGAGAGCAGCUGGCAGUGCCUGCUUUGUGAACCCAGCCUGGGGGGAAUGGAGUGCACCCGUUGAGUUUGGAAAUUAUGAAAUUAUAUCUCCUUCAGUAUGGAUUUUACUUGGCGUAGCAGUUGCAACACCCUUAAUGGCAAUAAUCACUUUUUCUUUUUGCAAAAGGAUUGGCUGUUGGAAGGCAGCAUUUCCACAAAUCCCAGGACCAAAACCUGAUUUUUUUACGCUGGCUGAUACAAAUCCAGAGCUGAUGGAGAACAAAAUUCAGCCACUAACAUCUGAAAAUGAAGAGAUAGUAUUAGUUGCUGACAUCGUGAGAUAACCAAGAAAAAUGGAGGAGUUUGAAAAUGCAUUUCUUGCGCAAUUGUAUAUUCCCGUGGAAAGUCUGGAAUAAUAUAUAGCUUUCUUCACUUUCUUCUUUUUCUUGUAGAAAACAGCAAUGCAGUCAAGACAGAAUGAUGCCUCACAUGCAAUCUUUUUAAAUUCCGUUGUAUUUUCUUUUAGUUUUGGCUAAUUUUAACUGUUUGGAUAUCUUCUCAUUUGUAAAUAUGAUUGAAAUAUUUCAUUCAGGAAGUUUUAGUUACAUUUCAACCUUAAGGAAAAAUAAUUGUUUUUCUGUCCCAUAUUAAAAAAGUUAAUAAUUA
Cyanistes caeruleus (blue tit) is the source of this 1866-nucleotide messenger RNA. Its product is annotated as granulocyte-macrophage colony-stimulating factor receptor subunit alpha-like. Lineage: Eukaryota; Metazoa; Chordata; Aves; Passeriformes; Paridae. Gene Ontology annotation, molecular function: protein binding; cytokine receptor activity. Gene Ontology annotation, cellular component: membrane; external side of plasma membrane. The record is from RefSeq and is a predicted model, not a curated record. Gene Ontology annotation, biological process: cytokine-mediated signaling pathway.